AUGGCCGCAUUGUCGUCUGAGGUUUUUCAGGGGGACUUUGCAGCGAAGGUGUCCCACUACUUGACGCUGCUUGAUCCAGCCCUCUUCCAGCAGCUGUUGCCCGCUCAUCUGGCAGGUUGUCUGAUUGCAGACGGGCACUUUGCCCACACCGUUUCCUAUGAUCCAGCUCAAGCUAGCGUUCAGGAUGUGGCAAGUCUAAUCGAAGCCUUCAUCGUUUCAGCCCAGCAAAGCGCCAAUGCAGCCAAUAAUGAAGCAACAGCCACAUUGCAUCAGACGCCUACUGGAGCAACAAGGCAAGAGGCAGCACCAGCAUCAGUUGCUGAAGAUACCGUCAUCCUGCAGACACCACUUGCCCCUCCCAAGCCAGCAGCUCCUGGAGCGGUGCCUGGUGCUGUCAAGAAGCCAAGAGCUGUUUGGGGGGUUUACGACGUGGAGAUGCUCAAUGCGCAGCUCAAAGAGCAUGAGGAGAUGUUGCGGGACAAGAGCACUGGCAUCAAGUACCGCUCAAUGAGCGCUGCAGAGAAGUUUGAGAGGAUUGCUGAGCGCCUUUCCAAGCUCGACCCUCCUGUUAUUCGCACUCCCUCUCAAGUAGAAGACAAGUGGGACAGGCUUGCUGCUGACUUUAGGAAGGUCUUCGAUUGGGACAAGAACACUCCAAGCGGGAAGCCUGCCUACUGGGACAUGCCACCGGAUCAGAAGAAAGAGUACAGGCUGCCCCCUGCUUUCUCGAAGCAGCUAUUUGACAGCAUGUUUUGGCUCAAAGAACGCGCGAGUGUUGACCCCCCAUUGGUGUUUGACAGCGCAAGGCAGUACGAAGUACCCAAGGCAGGUGGCAAGGGGCUCGACGGAGGUUCAUCUGCAGGAGAGUCGAACAACUCGGAGGAGGAGGAGUCGCCAGAAGACAGCUCGGGUGUCCUGCGCAAAGGGUCAGCGAAGUCUGGGAACAAGCUCGGAAACAAGCGUUCAAGGGGCUCAUCGGGCCUUAGUGACAUUCUCAGAGCCAACAAUGAUGCAACAAACCAGACGCUAAAGGACCAUGAGGAGAGUAGGAACGUGCGACACAAGGAGACGAUAGCCUUGAGGGAGAAGGAACUGAACCUUGAGGAGAAGAAAGUGGCAGUAGCGGAGAGGAACGCAGACCAGGCCAAGGAAACGGGUGCAGGAUUGAUCAAUGCUUUAGGGCAGCUUGCGCAGGCCGUCCUACAGCUUGCGAACAAAUAG
This is a messenger RNA of Klebsormidium nitens, 1221 nucleotides long. Lineage: Eukaryota; Viridiplantae; Streptophyta; Klebsormidiophyceae; Klebsormidiales; Klebsormidiaceae. The record is from the annotation of a GenBank genome assembly.